Messenger RNA from Cavia porcellus (domestic guinea pig), 2404 nucleotides. RefSeq names its product gap junction protein delta 4 (gene Gjd4). The record is from RefSeq and is a predicted model, not a curated record. The transcript is spliced from 2 exons. Lineage: Eukaryota; Metazoa; Chordata; Mammalia; Rodentia; Caviidae. The coding region runs from base 152 to 1258 and encodes 368 amino acids. Gene Ontology annotation, molecular function: gap junction channel activity. Gene Ontology annotation, cellular component: connexin complex. Gene Ontology annotation, biological process: cell-cell signaling.
CUCACCUCCUGCUCCUAGGAUCAAAUUUUUCUUUUCACAGCUCCAACUCUUAUCUCUAAGUCUUUGUAGCUAAAACAGAUUCAUUCCUGUAAGGAUUUUCUGCCUUCUUAGAGGCCACAGACUUGUGAGUCUGUCAAGUUCCGGAGGGGGCAUGGAGAACUUGGACUUGCUGGGAUUCCUCAUCGUCACCUUAAACUGCAAUGUGACCAUUGUGGGAAAGAUCUGGCUGCUCUUCACGGUGCUGCUGAGGAUGGGCGUGGUCAUCCUGGCCGGGUACCCGAUCUACCAGGAUGAGCAGGAGCGCUUCGUCUGUAAUACCCUGCAGCCAGGCUGUGCCAAUGUUUGCUACGACAUCUUCUCCCCUGUGUCCCAGCUGCGCUUCUGGCUGGUCCAGGGGGUGUCUGUGCUCCUCCCUUAUGCCAUGUUUAGUGUCUACGUCCUCCACAAAAGCACCCAGCUUGCUACCUGGGAAGGCUGCCAGUCAGAGAGAGGUGUCCUGAGGGUACCAGACUUCUCCUGUGGCUACCUCUUCCAGCUGUGUUUCCGGACCCUGACAGAGGCUGCAUUUGGGGCCUGGCAUUACUUCCUCUUUGGGUUCUUGGUCCCUAAGAGUUUCUCUUGCACGCACCCUCCCUGCUCCAGUGUGGUGGACUGCUACAUCUCUCGGCCCACGGAGAAGUCCAUCAUGGUGCUUUUCACCUGGACCAUGAGUGUGCUCUCCUUCCUCCUCAGUGUCGCGGAUCUGGUUUGCAGUGUGCAGGGAAGGAUUAGCAGGAGGCAAGGCCCGGGGCAGCGGGUGAGCAGCUCCUGUGUUGGCAAGGAGUAUGGAGUCAGAGCAUCUCCUCCAGGCAGUGCUAAGGGAAACCAGCCCAGCAAGGUAGAUGAGGAUGGCAGGUGGGAGGAAGAGGUGCUGCCUUCUCUUCCUGAUGAGUGGGCUGGGGGGCAGAGUAUCAACAACCUCAGCGGUCAGCCUCCUGCACUGGGCCGGGUGGCGCUGCUGGAGGAAAAUGGGAGUGAAGGAUUGACCUCAACCAGUGACAAGGCACCUGUGGCCCACAGAGAGCCUGGAGGCAGAUGCCCCAGAGAGGCUACCCAGGACCCCAAGAGCAGGGGCCUCGCCCAUUCAGAGGUGUGUUCCUUGGCCUCUCAGAGCCACCUGGCUGGCCACUAUUCAUCUGGCCUGCUACAGUCUCCUCAGCAGCUGGUCCCCUCUGGCAGCGUCCCUCACCUGAGAACCAAAAAGUCUGAGUGGGUGUGAAGAGCACACACCAUGCGGUGCCCGGCGAACCCAGUUCUGCAGCAGGGUGCUGCCCUGGACAAAUACCCAGAUAAACACUAUCUGCCACUCCACAAAUUUCUUGGUAGCAGGUGAGCUACCAUUAUAGGCUUCCUGGAAGACCAGAUUCAGAUUUAAUUUAGAUAACACUGUCUUUUGAAAAUACACUUGACCUUUAAUGCCUGUUAGCUAAUGUAACUAACGGGAGAGUGCAGAGCUGUUGGUCCUCAUGAAAUUGUUAUAGGUGUUAAGCUCUCGCUGGACCUAUUGUCUUGUUCUUUGCCUUGUGCCUAAUGUAAAGCAUGCUGUCUUGCAUGAAUAGAGCUCAGUACACUUUGAUUUUUCUGGUAAACUAUUAGGAUUUGGCUUUGUGUUUGAUUCUGAUUGAUGAGAGGCAUUGCAUAUGUGUGUCGUCAGCAGAGACAUUAGUUUACCUCUUUAACAAAAUGAACAGUGAGCACGUUGCCGUGACAUGCUUCCUGCUUCACAGUGUGCAGGACAAAGUGGACAUGCAAAGGACAGAGCUCAGAGACAACUGGCUGGGGAUGUCAUGUUGUUAUUGUAUAGGUUGGGUACAUAGGGUGUAGGGAGUGUCCAGGGCUCUUUGGGCCACCAUGUGUAGCUGAGUGGGUGUCCUCCUCCCGUGAAAGCAGGACUUCUACUGUUGACAGGUAGCUGAGGGUUUGUCACAAGGUUUCCAGACCAGGUUUGUCCAAGGCAGUGCAGUUGUGAUUGGCCUGAAAGACUUACUCUAGUGCAGAGGAGGAGAAAGACUUUGAGGGCUGUGUCCAAGCUUUCUGUGUGCAUACUAGAAAUGAAAAACCAUUCUGGGUCUUGGGAAAGGCUUGACAUAAUGGUCUCCCUGCUUUUUUAGGUGUCACUAGUUCUGAUUUGGGUGAUCUCCCAGUUAAAAUAUGACUCCACUCUGUGUUGGAGCUUUUUUUCGGAUUGAAUUUGAGCAGACAGGAGGACAUACCUAGUACAGGGCAGGGUAAACUGACUCACCUUGGCAAGGAGAGGAAGAUGAGCCACCUGGAUACAGUUCUAGACUUGGGCACUGUUUUCUGGGCCCCAAGUAUGGAAUAGCUGAGAAACAGGAUCCCCUCUCCACUAUAGUAAAUAAUGUAA